AUGUACGGCGACCAUGGCAUCCGUGGCGAUGUGUGGGCAUCUUGUAAACCACCUUUGAACGACCUAGGCAACCAUUCGGCCUCCUUAGAGCCUCCAACGGCGACCUGGCCAGUUUUAUGGUCGCACAAGGGAGGCCCAAAGGUCGCAGCCCUGUGUAAAGGGGUUUUAAUCUUGUUGCUGGAUGCAUCAGGCAUCACAGUGACUUCAACAGCAAAGCGCUCUGUGGUUGGUUUGGCUCAUGACCAUGACAGCCUCUUCUGCAUCAUCGAAAGCUCCUCCCAAGUACUUCAGUAUAACAUGGCUAACAGGCAGCUUGUUAAUAUCCUUCAGUGUGGAAACACUAUGCUGGCUAGAGGAGUCUGUCUAGUAUCUCCACCGGAUGAUGGCAUCCACGUAAUAGAUGAGGAGCAAGCCCAGGAUGAUGAAGAAGUUCCUAAUGAGGACAAGGCCAUCCAAGUACUGUGUAUUUUAACCGUCAAAGACACCCUGUGGAUUGGCACAAACACCGGCAAAACCCUAGUCCUGUGCCUCGACUCAGAAACACAGCACAGUUUCGGCGAAGUGCUUGCCAUUCUUGGACUUCUUCCAGAAUUUGACGAUAAAAGUGGGCCAGUGAAAAAGCUCCUUAGGGCCGGGGACGGGCACGUGGUGGCGAUGCAGGAGCUCACAGGAUCAUCACCACCACCACUCAACCAGGAGACGCGUCUCAAUCAGUACCAGCUGCUGUUAUGGCAAGCAUGGGGUUCACAAGAGGUGGCAAAGUUUGAUCACAUCCACUGUGCGUUGGAUGAGGCAGAGCUGGCUUUGGGCAACUGAAGAGACACGUUGCUGCAACAUCGUGAUUUCAAUCGAAGAUAAAAUGUAUUGUUCCACAAGCAUCAUUGUUUAUGUUACUGUCAUUCAUAUGGUUUGUUGGGAACACAUCUGUAUACAUUAAAGUACAGUAUAGGCAAAUUUGAAAACGCAAUAACAAUUGA
Patiria miniata (bat star) is the source of this 977-nucleotide messenger RNA. RefSeq lists its product as uncharacterized. The record is from RefSeq and is a predicted model, not a curated record. The transcript has 2 exons. Lineage: Eukaryota; Metazoa; Echinodermata; Asteroidea; Valvatida; Asterinidae. The coding region runs from base 1 to 816 and encodes 271 amino acids.